AUGGCUUUGCUAAGCAACUCAGUUUGCCGCCUACUUAUCGCCGCCGCUUGGACCUUGGCAUUGGCUGGGAGCGUGGUCACUGCCAGGCCCCCCACCUCACAUGAUCAUUCAGGCUGGGACUAUGUGAAUAAAAGCUGCCUGUCACGUGAAUGCGAUGAGCAUGUGAAUAUCAAACAUCUACAACAUCUGGCCACACAUAUAAACCGCGCUGCCCAUCCCUGUGAGAAUUUUCAUGAGUAUGCCUGUGGCCAUUGGAAGCAACAGCACAGCGAACCCACCAUGAUGGCGGUGGGAGAGAAAUUAUUGAUAGAAAAAUAUCAGAAAAUCUUUGCGGCCCAUAAGAAUCCAGAGGAGCUGCGCAGCGAUGGUGUCUAUCAGAAAUUACAACAAUACUAUGAGGUGUGUGUACAAAGUGAGCGCAAAGAGAAGGCCAGGUGGCAAGACUACAUACAGGCCUUGAGGGAUAUGCAGCUGCUGCAGUUCAAUAACGAAACCCAUUGGCUUACCACUCUGAGGGAUUUGAGCGAAUUUUCGAAUUUGAGAUUCUUUAUCUAUGGUGAUGUGGAACGUUUUAAUGCCUCGCUGUAUAUGCUGAACCUGUAUCCCCAUGACUCCGAGCUGGUGGCUAAUUUAUCUGAGGAUAUCUACCAGAUACUCAGGCACUACAAUUACACCCAAGAUUCGAGAGAGGUUUUGAAGCAACGUUUUGCCAAUCUUGAGUCGGAGUUGGCAGACAUUUUAAACUCCAGCUGCUCGAAUAUGACGCCGGAGGCUUACGAGGCUUUGUGUGAUUCCAGUGAAUGGAUGAGCUGGCAGGCUCUAGGGCAGCGAAACUCCUCCAUCAACUGGCAGUGGCUGUUCGCCUCGUAUCCCUUGGAGCCGCAAGAUUUGAUAGCGGUCAACAAUUUCACUGCCAUGAAUAGCAUCAAGCAAUAUUUGGAUUCCUGUUCUCAGCAAACCUUGUUUUUGUAUUCCCUGACACGUUUCAUCAAUCACCUGCAGGCCUGCAAACACAAUACGGUGACCGAAGGUUCCUCACCCCCCACCUGCCUGCGUCACAUGCGUAAACUUUUCCCUUUGGGCAUGAAUUACCUCUAUGACAAGCGUUUCUACAAUCACCAGGAGAGAUCUUUGUCUGAUCCGGUAAUAAAAUCGGUUUUCGAACAACUCAAACAUCAUUUCAACCUUAGGCUAGACAACAACCCCAUGCAUUUAACGCCACAAAGCAUACAGUAUUUGAAAAUGAAAUUGCAAGGCCUGCAAUUGAAUAUUGGCAAUAUGCCCCUCAACAGGAGCCAGGAAUUCUAUGAGGCAUUAAUAGCCGAUUUGAAUCUAAGCAGCCAUCAUGACUUCUACCAAAAUCACCUGCAAGCCUUAAGACAUUUCCACAGUCAUCUAAGAGUUUUAGUCUCACCUACGAAAUUCCCCUCCGUAUGGCAUGGCUUCAAUUUGCAUAUGCCUGAUAUGCCGGAUAAUUUUGAUACCACUGCCUAUUAUCUGGCCAGUGCCAAUUUGAUAGUAUUACCCUUUGCCUAUCUGCAACAGCCCUUCUAUGAUCAUCGCUUUUGGCCUUCUCUGCUGUAUGGUGAUUUGGCCACUACCCUGGGUCAUGAGCUCAUGCAUGCCUUUGAUACUUAUUUUCUGCGAAAUGAUUAUGGUGGCAACUACAAUGAAAAGGAGUCUCUGGAAAUUCUAAGCAAUUCUCAGUUUCAAAAGAACCUGCGGUGUCUGCAGCAGACCCCCACCAAGUUUAUAACCGAACGCAUAGCUGAUAUCUCAGGCACCCGCUUGGCCUUGAACGCCUUUGCCCAGGACCCCUUGUUCAUGAAGCACAAUGGCAAGCUGUUCUUUUUGCAAUUUGCCCAAUUCUUUUGUGGUUCUGCCGAUGAGCAGACCUUUGCCUCCCAGGAUCCCUUGCAUGAUAUGGACAGCAUGCGUUUGAAUUAUGCCUUGGCGCAUACAAGCGAAUUUGGGGAGUCAUUUAAAUGUCCUCUCGGCAGUCCCAUGAAUCCCUUGGAAAAAUGUGAAUUGUGGUAG
Molecule: messenger RNA, 2037 nt
Organism: Stomoxys calcitrans (stable fly)
Lineage: Eukaryota; Metazoa; Arthropoda; Insecta; Diptera; Muscidae
Product: endothelin-converting enzyme-like 1
Exons: 1
Coding region: 1-2037 (678 amino acids)
Biological process (GO): protein processing
Cellular component (GO): plasma membrane
Molecular function (GO): metalloendopeptidase activity
Source: RefSeq, a predicted model, not a curated record